AUGUCGAAGCUUAUGCAAAAUCCAGUGUUCCAUGAACUGAAGAAGCAAGCUUCUUUCUUCAUCAAGGAGAAGAUCAAGACUGCUCGUCUCGCCGUAACCGAUGUUACUGUUGAAGAAUUAUUGACAGAAGAAGUUACGGCCAGUACGCACUCGUCCAUAGACUCACGCUCCAUGGCGGUCAUAACUAGAGCUUCUUUCGAGGUUGAUCAAUUCCAAAGAAUCGUUAAGAUUCUACGUCAAAGAAUAACAAUGUUUGAUAGAAGAGAAUGGCGUGGAAUAUACAACACGUUGACAAUGUUGAACCACUUGCUGGUCAAUGGACCUCUAAGUGUAUUCAAUGAAUUUCAACGCGAGAGAGAACUUAUUGAAGAUGCCAUAAUAAAUACUGAGUGGAUUGAUGAGAGAGGGUUCGAUUGUGGCCUAAAAGUUCGAAACGUAGCCGAGAAGGUACUAAGAUUGCUUGAAGAUGGCAUGUUUCUUAAGGAUGAGAGGGAAAGAAACCGUAGGCAAAGCAUUGGUCGGAUCAUCACAGGGUUCGGGAACUCGAGUUUCGUCAACAUGCAAUCUGAAAGGAACAAUGGAAGAGACAGCUCGUUCUCGAGUGACCACAAAACUAAUUGUGAAAAUGAUUGUGCCGUUGAUGACCAUCCAUUCGUCGAGGACGAGCACAAUGCUGCUCAACUCUUGCUUUCUUCUUCGACUUGA
Molecule: messenger RNA, 705 nt
Organism: Microthlaspi erraticum
Lineage: Eukaryota; Viridiplantae; Streptophyta; Magnoliopsida; Brassicales; Brassicaceae
Source: the annotation of a GenBank genome assembly